ACAGAAUAGGGCUGAAUAUCUAUCGCGUCGAUCGUUUCCUAAAAUUGAUAUUUUGUAACUCAAAUCGUAGAAGUUACAAAUCGUAGAGAAAGACCUCGAUUCGAUGCCGGUUUAGCAUAAUGGCAACAACGCAAUUCUCUGCGAUUAUAGACUUUAAUAACCAAGUGACAUUUAGAGAGGUUAGAAAUUUCAAAAUAUGAAAUAUGCAAAUUAGCUGUAAAAAUAAGAUAAAUGUGCCUUUUACAACAUUUACCACAGGUAUAAAAAGUGAAAUUUACGCACAGUUGACUUGCAGAUGUGUUUUAAUAGGAAAUCUCAUGUUCGACCAGCUGAACUACAUGGUAGAUUUCAUUACGCUGCUCAAAAUUUUACUUCAUGGUAAAACUAAGCCCUCUGAAGCUAAUAUUAUUGAAAAGUUGUGGGAUGAAUUAACAACUGCAUUAAAUGCUUUGGGUUCAGGUCCCAGUAAAACAAAGCUGCAGUGGAAAAAAACUUUUAUCGACUGGAAAAGUAACACAAAAGAGAAGGCUAGGGAAUGUUAUAAAUCUGAGCAAAGGACAGGUGGAGGUGAGGGAGAUGCAAAAAAAAUGACACCAUUAGAAGAAAAAUUAGUGGCAAUAUUGUCUUGGAUGACUGUGAAUGGAACAGAUGUGCCUGAAAUAGGACUUGAUGAAAACAGGCUACCUAUGGAAAAAAAUGAGAAACUAUUAAUGAAAAUGAAAUUGAUGGAAUUGAGCCAUUAUUUCUAAGCACCUCAGCAUGGGUGAAGUUAAGGGGGGGCUAAACCCCCCAAAAUCCGAAUUAGCCCCCCCAAAAACAUUACUACAGAACAGAAAAUAAAAAACAUAUUUUUUUGACAAAAAAAUUGUAUAAUUUAAUAACUUCUUACUUGAAAGUUAUUUCAAUUGAAGCCAAGUCGGCGUCACUGCCCAACAGAAGUCGGAAUUGAUAAAGAGGUUUUAAAGGCGGAAACGACCGUAAUAAAGAACUGUGUCAGGAAACGGGACGAAAAUAUUAGUAUAUCCGAUAUUAUUAUAUAUUGUCAGAAAAGACACAUUUCCAAAUUUUAAGGUCAACCAUGGAUCAAGAUCGAUUCAGUUCUUUAGCACUUGCUAACAUUGAGAGCGACAUUUCAAAAUCCCUGAUUCUAGACGAUAUUCUGGAAGAAUUUAUUUUAAUAACUUUUAAAAUAAAAUUAUUUGACUGAAAAAAUUUUUUUUUUUCCAUUUAAUUUUAAUAUUUAUGGAUUGGUAGAAAAAUAUACUUACCUUACUUUGAUACAUACACAAAGAUAAAAUGAAAAAAAUAUAUACAUUUUUUCAUAUUAGGGCUUUAGCCCCCCCAGAUCCGAUAACAACUUCGCCCAUGCAGCUCAGAACAUCUAAUGGAAUAUAUUGGUGUUUUUAUUAAUACAAAAACAAAUAUGCUAAUUAACAAUGUUUUUUUUGUAAUACAGGUGGAAUUGAAGGAACCGAGCAGGAGCCAUUGCCAAGUACUUCAAAACGUCCAGCAGAACCAAUUUAUUCAGAGAUGAAGAGGAAAAAAUUAAGAAAAGUAAUUUGCAAAAAGCAAUAGAAGCAUAUACAUCAGGUCAAAAAGAAAUGGCAAGUUUAUUGGACAAACUACUAUCUCUAAAAAAUUCAGGUGUGGAAGGUGAGAAAUUCAGAGAGAAAGAACUUGAGCUAAAGGAAAUGGAAUUGAAAAUAAAAUGGUUGGAAGCAAAAAAUAAAUCAAUAGAAUUAGAUUUAAGAGAAAUUGAACUGAAGAUGGAGGCGAGAAAAAUAGGGUACAAUCUGCUUGAACUAUAACUUUAUUAUUUGUUAAAAUAAAGGUAUAUUUAUACAAGUAGUAAUAAAAAUAAUGUAUAA
Molecule: messenger RNA, 1868 nt
Organism: Anoplophora glabripennis (Asian longhorned beetle)
Lineage: Eukaryota; Metazoa; Arthropoda; Insecta; Coleoptera; Cerambycidae
Exons: 4
Coding region: 204-749 (181 amino acids)
Source: RefSeq, a predicted model, not a curated record